This is a messenger RNA of Daldinia caldariorum, 8782 nucleotides long. RefSeq lists its product as uncharacterized. Bases 705 to 8411 code for a protein of 2568 amino acids. The transcript has 14 exons. NCBI's taxonomy places the organism in Eukaryota, Fungi, Ascomycota, Sordariomycetes, Xylariales, Hypoxylaceae. Gene Ontology annotation, biological process: regulation of GTPase activity. The record is from RefSeq and is a predicted model, not a curated record.
CCAGUUACAGGUACAUUGUAAGUUCGGCCGGGGUCGAUUUUCUACUGAGACCACAUUGUUCUUCAAAGAUUGUUUGUUUGUGCCUGUGCCUCAUGCUCGUGCCUGUUUCUGUUCUGUGCCUGUAGCUUCUCGUUACCGACUACCGACUACCGACGAUAGCUUCGACGAUAGCUUCGACGAGAUACGAUUGCAGUAGCACGACUAAAGACGGAAACAACUCGGAUCAACGAGAAGAAUACCAGACAACGCAUAAUUCCUCGCUUUGUUGGUCGCUCUUUAUCUCAGACCCUAUCCACCGGCCCGGCUCCGAACCUUGGUGUAUGCCGAUCCUGGAGUCCUAAUAUAAUAAUAUUAUACGUGUUAAGCUAAGACGUUAUAUUCCCCGUCUCCAAACUCUCCAAAGAAAGAGAACUGCAGCAUAUCGCUCAUUACUUAGGUACCUGUCCUUGAAAAGUUUACAGGUGUCAACAACAUAGGAUAAAUUUGGGGGAGCAACCGAGCGAUUGAACCCCAACCCUUGCUAUCCCAGAAGGAGGGUAAGACGAACUGGUGUACAACCGAAUCUUGAGACAUCCCAUAUACGGUUUCGCAAACGAGCUAUAGCCUUCCCUUGAUACCUCUUCCUUGCCGCCAGCCGUGCUCUAUGACGACGUCACAAUGUUGAGAAGACCCUCAAUCGCAACCCGACGGUAUACGAGCACAAGAUGAACGGUGAUGCGGGCCUUGUUGGAUGUUUAGUCGAAAGACUUACAACUAGGCUUCCGCAUCGUACCGGUACUCCAGGUCAAAACCUCGAACACGACGACGUCGCUGUUAUUACACGCACUACACUCGUAAAGAUCAGCGUCACAUCCAUAACUGCCGUACUCGAAUCACUCAUUUCGCUUCUCGAGGAACUCAGUCGUCCGUUUAAGACGUUCGCAAGCCACCCAUCCCAUAUUCUCCUGUCCGAAAUAUAUAUUCUAUCUCUUGCUGCCGACUGCUGCUCCGCCCGCUGGGAAUCAUCUAGCAAAAAUAGCUCCAAUGCUUCAGCUAACCUAUCUGCCUCCGGGCUCAACGCUCCGGAGCCGUUGGAGGACGCGCUCGUGAUUAGGAUAUUCGAGCUUUUCAAACACCUCCUUAAACCAUUCCCCGACGAAUAUUACUUGCCAGCUAAGACCAUACUCGAUGAGAGAUCUGCGCGAGAAAUCUUUGAUCCUCGAUUUGGAGACUCGUCUACUCGAGCCACCUCGUCAAGCGGUUCAGACGAUUCGCGGGAAAACAAAGUAGUAAGAAGCGACGACGUGCAGGAUAUCGAACCGUAUAUCAAGACCAUCGUGGAGUAUGUUACCGCGUCCAGUUGGACAGCCUCUUUCGAAUAUGUGAGAACCCUCAUUCAGGGUAUUCGGACCACGGGUGCGACUCAGGUGGUACCAACCCAGGCCAUGGCCGAGGAAGAGAAGACUUCGUUAGCGAUACUACGCCUAGUCUCGUAUAUGUGGGUUGACGCCCAAAAGCUUGGACUUGUGAUCCAAGAAUUAUGCUCCAGCUUCCUCCACUUUCGACGAGCUUACCAGAAUACAAUUGCCGUUAUCACGCCGCUCCUAAUUAACGGGUGGAUCGAGCGCUAUCCUAAGGAGUUCGUCACGCUGCACCAUCAACACAGAAAGCUAGAGGGCGGACCUGAUACGUUGUUCGAUAUGACACAGACAAUAGUCGAUAGUGGGAAACGGCGGUCGAUCUUGUUCCCCUUUCAAACUUCUCUGCUGAUGCUGAUUCCUGAUGUGUUCGAAGUGGCAAGCAAUUUACGGGAAGCUAAAACCGGCGGAAUGGCUAAGAAGGUUGGAUAUCUCGAUGGGCUGAGAAAAGCGCUUAGAAAUAAAAACGACGCGGCUGGGUAUUGCCUUGUUAGUCUCCUCCGAGCUGUCCGCCACUUCGACGACGAUGGAGACGCGAUCGUCAGCUAUGCCAUGGAUGUUCAGGAUGAAGUCCGGGACGCAGUCUUUCGCCGGUAUCAUCCCAAUGGUGAAGGAUCUUUGUUUGAUCAAGACUUGACCACGGCAGCCUUCAUUAGUCUUACGCAUUUGAACUUUGAGGGUUCUGUAGAGUCAUUGACACAAUCUUGCCUUCAUCCCACCGCGCCCACUACAUUCAAGGUUGCAAUUAUCCAAGCCUGCUCCUACUUUGCGCGGCAGCCCAAUGCCGAGAAUUAUCAUCGCUUGUUUACUGAAGUCGCCGGAUAUAUACAAAGUCAAUUGAAGGCGACUUCCGCCCUUCGGGAAGAUUCAUAUAUUGGGGACCGUCACUCGCAACGAAAGCCCACCGAAGCCAAUUCCUCCGCGACAAUGUUAUCCUGUAACAUACUGAACUUUCUAGAUGCCUCACCGGCGACCCUAUUUGAAGCCCCGCCAGCAGAUAGCGCGGAAACGGAGCGAUUUUACGAAGGAAUUUUUGAAGCAUUUGUCUCUUGUCUUGUCACAGCAAACGACUCCGUCAGGACUCUUGCCAGUGACUUGGCUAAGAAGCUACUUGCCCCGAACGGCAUUCUCUCCUCAUUGCGCAAAUCGAAACGAAUAGACUCGCACAGUUUUGGGGUCAAGUUCUGGAAGUUGACAUCGCUUGUCCUAAUGGAGAUGUGCGAGAAACUCGAAUUGCAAGGAGACGACACACUAUUCAAGUCUAUUCACGGCUACCUUGAGUCGCGUCUACUCCUGUUGAGUUCUAUAAAGGAGCUGUGUGUAGUAUCCGAAGAUAUUCCAGAACGCAUAGCAACCUCCACGAAACUUGAGACUAUUUUCCUCACAUCUCUCUGCUCGGCAGAUAUAGAAACCAGCCAAUUAGUAACGUCUUGUAUUGGACUUUUCAACGAAGAGUGCCGUAUAUUAGAUUCUGCUGUGGAUGCAGGCAAGACCGCGAGCCUGUUGCUCCGAAAUAGUGAAAUAUUUGGCGAGAUGGCUUCCCCUGAAUUCCGAUUCACAGGAAUGAUGGCUUUUCAAAAGCGAACACGCGCCCUCUUGAGGCGCAUGCAGUAUCCGAGCGCGGGCAUUUUAGAAGCUUGGGAGAAGGCAUUUGUUAAGUGGCUUCACCUCUCGAAAGAUGUGUCUACGACUUCCGCGGAGGGCGUUGACGAGAGGAACUUUUCCGAGUGGAGGAAUCUAUCCGGGUUCCUCGCUUCUCUUGGUGGUAUUUGUACAGCCGAGCAAGCUUAUACUCUUGACGAGCCUGCUGCUAGUGGUCUAAAAUGGAUUGAUCGGCUUUCGUCAGAGAAUCACGAAGAACCACUUCUCAAUAGAUACCUCCGGCUUAGCACUCAGUUACUUGCGUGUACCAACGUGCGGGUCAGAGAAACCACACGCGAGGUGCUAUCCACCGACAUCUCUCCGAACUUAUACCAGCCUUUAUUCAGAGCACUUGAGUCCGAACUUGAGGUGCUCUUCACAGGCGCCCUCGAAACAUCUGGCAAAGGACAAGACGUCGAGAUUAUAUUCGCUGAGCAAGCGGCUUCGUUACUGAAAGCUUUAAUAGAGCGACUGCAGACGCCCUCCGAGCUGGGAGCAGCGUCAGCGAUCAAUUUUGGCUCUAUAGGUUUAAGCUUCGCCAAGUUCCUUGAUGGGGUGGCCGAUAACGCAGCUAGCAUGCGAGUCAAGAUCAAGAUUUGCCAGAUGUGCGAAGCCGUUAAUAGGAAAAAGGAGCAUCUGAAUCUCCGUGAUGAUGUUCGAAAACGAAACCAGCUCCUGGAGUACAUCUUUAGCUGGAUUGCUCGGCCUCGCUCGCCGCCCACGGACGCAGGCUACAUGCAAAUUCACCAAGACAAUGCUCGAAUCCAGAGAGACCUCGAUAAAGCUUGUCUUCGAUCUCUCGCUGAACUUACUUACAGGCUACCCCUUCAGCCGGGAGAUGGGCAAAACGACGCAGGCAUCAGCGAGUUGAAGUCCCAAAUGUUCCGCACCUAUUUCAACCGAUUCCUUUCGUUACUCAACUAUGAGCCAUCGGAGAGUAUUAAGGCGGAUGUUACUGGAGGGAAUCCAGCUCAUCGCGAUGAAACUGGGUCGACGUCCGAACUCGCUAUCAUCAUCCUCUCGAACCUCCUAAGUGCGAAUAUUGACGUGGGCCUCAAGUACUCUCUCGGUAUCGGCUAUAAUGAGAACGUCGAGAUUCGUACCGCAUUUAUCAAAGUCCUUUACAACAUUUUAGUUCAAGGGACAGAAUUCAGCAACUUAUCGGACAAGGCCGUAAAUGAGAAGUACGACGAGUUGUUAGAGCUACUUACCCAUGACAUGAAUCUCGCCGUUGCUAUUAGUACAGUCUGCCCAAGCGGGGAAGUUGAAGAGCUUACCAUUUCGAUGCUCUACAUUUUCGAAUCCCGAGGACGGACUUUCGAACUAAUGGAGGCUUUAAUCAAACAAGAGAUCGAAGAUACUGAUAAUGAAUCGGAGAUACUCCGUCGAAAUUGCGUCGCUACUAAGAUGCUAUCUAUCUACGCAAGAUGGAAAGGGGCGAAUUAUCUCAAAGCCACGCUCCAAAAGGUUGUGGAGAGGUUAAUGCUGACCUCAAAAGAUUUGGAUCUCGAACUAGAUCCCACAAGAAUUUCAUCCCCAGAAGAGCUCCAGAAGAAUGCGCUGCAGCUACGAAUUGUUGCCAAAGUUUUCAUCGACGAUAUUUGCGCAUCUUCGGCAAGUAUACCUUCAUCAUUUAGGAAGAUCUGCAGCAUAAUAUCUUCAGCAGUAAUUCCGAGAUUUCAGGACGCUAAAUACACAGCUGUCGGAGCUUUCAUAUUUCUCAGAUUCUUCUGCCCUGCCAUCGUCGCUCCUGAAGCGGAGAACCUAGUAGCUACACCACCAUCUAAAGAGAUGCGACGUGGCCUACUCCUCAUCGCAAAAGUUAUACAGAAUCUAGCCAAUAACGUUCUGUUUGGGGCAAAAGAGCCUUACAUGUUUCCACUGAAUGAUUUCUUGACACAAAACAUUUAUCGUGUUACUACUUUCCUCAGGGAGAUUUCGGUGCCUCCGCCUGUUCUUGAUACACGACCAGCAGAGGGCGAAACUUUCGAGUUUGGUUCCUGUGUCGCUUUACACAGGUUCUUAUAUGACCACUGGGAUCAUGUCCGGCAAAGACUUAUGUCCCAGGAACGGCGAGAUCACGUUCGAUCUCCCAACGAGCUAGUUCGUGGUCGAUCACCCGUACUCGAACCACUACGAGCUCUCAUAACAAAUCUGGGACCUCCUCCAUUAGCGGUCACUUGGAAUCGACCUCUAAUAACUCUAAAUACACCAAUUUCUUACUCUAGAUUCCAACACUUUAUGCUCCGUAACGCUUUCCGCGGUAUGGACUCCUUUGCAACGUCUCGCGCCAUUUAUGAUGGCGGUGAAAGUAGGGAUGGACUCUCUGUCAUUUGUAUAAUUCUUCGACAUAUCGAUCAAGAUUCAGUAGAUUAUGAUACCCUCUUAUACUGCUUUCUUAAGAUUGCUAGUCGGCUGUGGCAUAAACCAUUCGGGUUAUUGAUCGAUGCGACGUGUUACGAUGGUCAAAAUGACCCCCCAGACGAGCUGUUCAAAAAUCUGGAGCUUCUUAGUCCGAGCGAGUUAUCUGAUCAGUUGUCCAGGAUUUAUAUUUACAAUAUGAACAGCACCUUCCGGAAAUGCUUCCGGCGUAUACUUCGUAUAGCCACGAAGAAUGACACGAGCGUCUUACAUCCGUCCAAUGUAGAUUAUCUACUACUUGGCAGUCGUCAAGACCUACAAGCUCAUUUCCACCUUAGUCAAGUACACCUUCCGAAAGAGACGAUUAGCAUAGCCACGGACUCUCGAUAUACUUUCCAGCCGGUUACUAGGCUCUCAAAGACCAAGGGAAAGAUUGAAGUCACUGUCGGGGUAGGCAGCUCAUUUGUUCAGGUAACCACAGUGAAGAAGCAAGAGGUUCAUCCGACUUUCCGUCUGAACGGGAUCGUGAACGACAUUUUCCACCUAAAAGAUCUAGACGAGGCGCCGACGUCUAUUCCCACCGAAGACGACUCCGCGUUCGGCUUGCGUGCAGACAAUGGCAAGAUUGUCAUGUACUUCCAGAGUAGCAGAAAGGUCGAGGUUUUGAAGGAGAUUCGCAGGGCAAAGGCGAUGUUAAGCAAAGAUACGAGAACGAUAAAACCGUUCGAGCGUCUUAUUCGGCCCCAAGAUGUUCCCGGGACAUUGCUCAACCUUGCGUUAACAAAUCUUGCUUCUCCUGAUUCGACGCUCCGCAUUGCAGCAUACAAUCUACUCGGUGCGCUUUGUCGAGCUUUUAAAUUCAAGGCAGCCUCCAAGUUUAUGUGCACCAAAGAUGUCUCUGUUCCUCUGGAUCCGACUCAGUUCAUUGUGAACAUCAGCAAAGUCCUUGCCCAAGAGGAACCCCAGCUAACAUGCGAUUUCUUAAACGAGUUCUUUGUUGGGUGGGAAAGUUUCUCCGAUGAACAAAAGCCUCUGAGCCUGGCCUACAUGGCGCCUUGGAUACCAAGCUUGCGGACAUCACUGUUACCGGACGAGUCUGAUAGCGAGAAGGCUAAAGAAAAGGUCGCUUCGAUCUUCCGCAAGUUGAUAGAUGUUACGGUUUCGGAGCCCUCACUUACCUUGAUCUUAGAGUACACAGCCUGGCCGGCUAUUUACAAGGAUGAAGUUCUAUUAGACAUCUUCCUUGAUGAGAUAGUCAAGGCAGCGCUCGCUGUGGGCUUAUAUGAUGAGCAGACGCAAGCUUUGACGUCUAUAGUGACAGCUAUUGGCACAAUAACGCUCCGAGGAAAGAUAAUAUCCAGACUUCGGAAGGCCUUGAACAGAUCGUCGCUUAGACCUACAAAAUAUCUCCCGGACAACUCGGUUUGGAAUGAGCUUUGCAUCCUACUCCAGUUUUGCCUCUCCCUUUCCUUUGACUGCGGCGUCCAGUCGCAGCUCUACUUACCCGAGAUAUUCCAUAUAGUUACUAUGCUGUCAAACACGGGUACUCAGGACAUUCGAGCUCUGGUCCACCGACUACUCAUUAAUUCGAUCCAUGCGGCUUGCACCUCGUUCCAACUAGAAGAUACGAAAUUAUCGAAACUUCGCAGUACCCUCGAAAUCCUAUCUGAACCGAGAAAUGAUACCCUGUCUGUCCCCUUAGUCUUGACUAGGGAUGGAGCCUCUAUCUCAACAUCUCACGAGGUUGGACCGGCGCUUUCAGUUAUAGAGAAUCUCGCUACUCUGCUAUUCGAGACAUGUUCCGUUGCAGCGCCAUCUGUUGACAUGGCUAAUGCUUGGCGGUCGAGAUGGAUGAGCUUGGUGGCCAGUACCGCCUUUCAAAAUAACCCGGCUAUUCAACCCCGCGCGUUCACCGUAAUGGGAUGUUUGGCUCGCGAAGAGGUUGACGAUGACCUACUCUACCAAGUUCUCGUAGCGCUCCGCAACAGCGUCGGCCGUUUUGGCGAAGACAGCGGUAACGAUAUGCUUAUUGCCAUAGUUACAUCCUUAUCUAAGAUGAUUGCAAAGCUCACCGCAGCCUCUCGAUAUGGGCCGCAACUGUUUUGGCUGGCGAUGUCACUCGUCCGUCUCGUACCUGCCAGCCUAUUUAACUGUGCCGCCUUAUUCCUAGAAGCCGUCUUAGCAAAUAUUGGGACAACAAGUGAGCUAAGGAAUAAUAAAAUGGCACAAUAUCUCUUACAUGGUCGAGGAUCAUUGGAGGAAGCGACAAUACCUCUGGAUGAAGCGUACGGAAUCCACUUCACGCCAAACACUUUUCAUUUCGCCGUCUGUGCCUGUCUUGUGCGGGGCCUUACAGACCCCGUCACUAGGACCACGGCGCUUCGGGUUCUUUCAACGUUUCUCGAGAUGACAACAGGCAGCUCUGAGAAUCCAUCGAAAACCUUUACUACCGAAUUUUACACAUCACCAUAUCUUUCUCUCAUUCAUGCUCGGGCGAUUACCCCUGAAGACUUGAAGGAAUGCCUCUGGUCGGCGGGUAUUAACGCACUAAACGUUGCUAACUUGGGGCCAACCCGUAACCUGCGCGAAUUAGACAGCGUAAAAGACAAGGAUCUAAUACUGAGUACGGCUAUCGAGUUGGUCGAUUUCCAAAUCCUCGAUGAGGCGAUUCAGACUCAUACCCUACAGUGGCUCAACGAGCUAGCAUCCCGAAGACCUACCGUCGUAUUGCACCUAUGUCCCACCAUCGCGUCGUUCCUAGACGAGGUAUUACUCCACGGCCAGAGCUCUUCAACGCUUGGAUCAGCGCAUGCGCUACUUCAAACGCUAUCUUCCAACCCGAAGUUUACGAGCGCAUUAGAAAGCGCUGGCGUAUUGAACGAAAUAUUAGAGGAUAUGGGAUUCGAAGGACUGUACCGCUCGAGCGCAUUUACAAAUACUCAGGAUCCUGAUAAGCAGUGCUCUCUAUUGACCGAGAAGUUGAUUGAGGUGAGUAACAUCCCUAAUUCAUAGACAAAAAAAUACGGAAGAAGAGUGACUAAAUACAUCAACUAGCUUAUUAUCAUCUAAGACAACAUAACCGCCAGGGCGGUUUUUAAGGCAGCAAUAUAAUACCAGCACGGUGAGAGUUGUAAGGAGGCGCUUAUAAUAAGUUGCCCAUAAUAUGAGGAUGUGCGCCCGAAUCAACUGAUGCGCAAAUAUGGAGUGAGAAUUAGGGGUUUGGAAAGAGAAAAAUGUAGCGAGAUGAAGUGAGAAGGGAGCAAAUAUUUUAAAAUGUUAUGCUGCAUAUAGCAAUAUACCAGGUAUCGAACUCUGCAUAUAACAGGGUAAAUACGCCAUGGAUCAUUCCAGCCGUAACUCCUUAAAUUGAUAUAUGAUAUAUA